Radiomyces spectabilis is the source of this 1146-nucleotide messenger RNA. RefSeq lists its product as uncharacterized. Lineage: Eukaryota; Fungi; Mucoromycota; Mucoromycetes; Mucorales; Radiomycetaceae. The coding region runs from base 1 to 1146 and encodes 381 amino acids. The transcript is spliced from 5 exons. The record is from RefSeq and is a predicted model, not a curated record. Gene Ontology annotation, molecular function: oxidoreductase activity.
AUGCCAUUUACUAUUGAACCUAUCGUCCCUACUUCGCUGCAAUCUGGCGUCGACUUUGGAGCCAUCAUUAACGAUUUGGAUCUAGAGAAAUUGACGGACGACGAUUAUAAGCAACUGGAGAAUGCGGUUUAUACAUAUCAAGUCGUAGUUGUACGAAAUCAGGGCCAUAUCAGUCCCCAAACACAGUAUGAGUUGACGAGACGGUUUGACCCUUCUUGCCAUACGUAUGGCCACGGCAAACAAUCGCGUGCCAAGCAAUCAGUAAUUUCAAGGGACAUCUCGCCGCUACCUGAUGUUCCCCAAGUGCAGCUGUUAGGCAACGGCGUUGUCAGGAAUUAUCAAAAUAUCGACGAACGCCACCUCCACCAUCCUGAUCAUCGAACGUUCCAUCAUACCCCGCUGACCGAAGAAGAUAUUGCCAACAACAAGACUCGCUUCUAUCGUUGGCAUAUGGAUGCCGCCUUGUACGAGCUGGAAUUGCCAAAAGUGACCACCUUGUUCUGUGUACAAAAUCCGGAACCCAGACGUCAGACGGUGCACUACGAUGAUGGUUCAGGUCACACUUUGGAUGUGCAGCUGGGCACGACCGCAUUCAUUUCUGGCCAAAAGGCGUUUGAAUUAUUGUCGACCGAAAUGAAAGACUUGGCUUUCCGCACUCAAGCAAAGUAUGCCCCUCAUCCUUACUUGUGGAUGUCCAAAGCCAAAUCCCGGUCCAACGGACUGGGCAUGGUCACAGAAGGCAAAGAACUGUCGCCCGAAGAAUUACCGCCCAUCCAAGAGGAGCAUAUCAAAACCUACCCAUUGCUGUGGAAAAAUCCAGUGACCAAAAAAGUGCAUCUGCAACUCCAUCCUGCCGCUGUCCAGGAUCUCAUCAUUGAUGGAAAGCCCGUUGGCGAUCUUUUCCAAGUGCGCGAAAUUAUCUACAAAUUGCAGCGACCGGCCAUCAAUCCCGAAAACAUCUAUGCUCACGAAUGGAAGAAUGGCGACAUGGUCAUCUUUCAUAACCGCGGCGUAUUGCAUUCUGUGGUGGGGUCGCUGAAUGAUAAUGACAAACGAAUUUUCCAUCAAUGCAAUAUUGCCAGCGGUGAAGGACCUCUCCCUGCUACAGAGGAAGACUUGGCUCCUUACCUCGCCACAGGCGCAUAA